Messenger RNA from Linnemannia hyalina, 2745 nucleotides. The record is from the annotation of a GenBank genome assembly. Lineage: Eukaryota; Fungi; Mortierellomycota; Mortierellomycetes; Mortierellales; Mortierellaceae.
AUGACGGUGACGAAUAGCGCCUUCCUAGACUUUGUUAUCGGGUUUGCCGUCUCGUUGAUCGCCUCGGUCAUGAACGCCGCAGGACUCAACUUGCUAAAACUCGACCACGUCCGCAAUAGCGCAUUACCAACAGAACGACAACGCAACGAGUGUGGGCGGCCCAUGUGGCAUAUCGGACUCUAUCUCUAUAUUUCCAGUCAGCUUGCUGGAAGUACUAUCGCGCUGAAUUUCUUAAAGACUCAAUGGGUAGCGCCUUUGGGAUCGAUUGCCUUGAUUUUCAACUUUGUGUUUGCCAAGAUCCUGGUCGGGACACAAAUCACACGGCAGGACGUCUACGGAACCAUCGUAGUCAUGGCCUCCGUCGUCUGGAUCGUCGUCUUUGGCGGCAUGAACUCGAGCGGCGAUAUGGAGGAGACUAUGACACUUACGGAUUUAAAGAUGCUCUUUGCCAGGAUCGUCUUUAUUAUCUACUUCUCGGUUCUCAACGGCAUCAUCUUUGCGUUCCUCGGAUUGGGAAUGUAUGCCUACUGGGCCAUCUCGCUCGACGACGAAUCGGGACAGCUGAGAAAGAACAUGAAAGCAAGGUUGACCCAGUUGCUUGGAACCAACCGCUUUGCAAGGGCUUCAGGAUUGACGCUGGAGGGCGAUGAAGGUCUUGCAGCCGAUGCAAGAGAUCAGAGGCUGAAGAAGGUGGUAGCCAUGAUCUUUUCGGCCUGUGGUGGACUCUUGGCCAGUGAGACGCUGUUGUUGGCCAAGAGUGGUGUCAAGUUGAUCACCUCAACCGUAGCUGGAGAUAACCAGUUCACGGACUAUCUCAGCUAUUUUAUCCUCUUUGUCCUCGUCUUUACCGCCAUCCUCCAGGUGUAUUGUCUUAACACGGGACUGAAGCUGUACGACUCUGUCUUGGUCGUGCCGACAUUCUAUGGAUUCUACACGUCGUUUGGACUCAUCAACUCGACCAUCUACCUGAAUCAAUUGGGCGACUAUGAACCUUGGGUCCUGCUCUUGGUUCUCCUUGGUAUCGGUGCUCUGAUUUAUGGUGUCAAGAUGCUCAGCGCACCCAAGCCUGACCCCAACUCGGUAGGGGACCCGCUCGCGUCCCUCGACAAUGUCUAUGACGACGAUGAUGAGGACUCGCAUGAGAUGGAGCAGAGAAGCAAGCACAACAAGGCUGGCGAAGCGGGCGACAGCAAGGGCGGCAGUAACAACGGCAACAUGGACAGUUCUAUGGGAAAGAAGUCCAAAAAGAUGGCGUCCCUCAAGAAGAAGAAGUCGGCCCGUCGUCAGAGCCAUCGUGGCAUGGAUGAGGAGAACGGGGAUGUGCCCUCGGUCUAUGGAAGCCAGCGCGGGAUGUUGGAUGAUGAGGGUAUGAGCACCUUCAGCGGGACCUCUCAUACAACACGAGGACGUGGAAACAGUUUCACCAGCAAGUCCAGUUUCCAGUCGGAUCCCUUCAGGACCCCCAAGGAUAACCGAUCGAUUCACGAAGGUUUUGCGGUUGGAAGAAACCGGAUGUCGCUUACUCAACAGGCACCUACACAUGUUUUGGUGGACACGACGGAGGACUUGGACGAUUCUGAGGAUGAUGAGAGGGGUAUCCGGAGACAGGCUGAGGCGGAUGCGGCGGAACGAGAAAAGAUGCGUCGACAGAGUGUUCUGCAGUCGUCCCUCAACACCCUGACGAUGCAUGAGAAGUCUCGCACGGAAUCCUCUCCCAACAACAACGGUCCACAACAGCCUCCCAGGAUUGAUACCUCGUCGUCCACUACUGCUGCUGAUGCAGGCAAGGCAACGAGACGACAGUCAAAGAGGAUGUCAACGGCGGCAGCGGCGGGUGUGAUGUCUCCUAGUCAGUUCCGGGCACAUUUCACUAAUGGACAGUUGCAGGAUGAUGAGGAGGAAGGUGCGGAUGAGCUCGGUGAGAUUUCGAGGAGUCAGAUGUCGUCGCUCUCUGCAGGAGCUGGACAUCCUGGACAAGCACAACAACAGCAAGGAGGCGCGAUAAGGGGUCACUCUGUGCGCUGGUCGACAGGGAGCUCCAAGAUUGAUCAGGUCUUUGAGGAUCUGAACCCUUUCAAGGUCCUCAAGCGGGACUCGUUUGUUGGAGGUGUUGAGAGCGCAAGGAGCAUAACGUCUGCAACCACAGCAACUGGAGUGGUAACGACAUCGUCGUCAGUCCCUUCAUCACCUCAUCCUGGAUCCUCUGGAAGUCGUCGUCCUGCUGGUCAGAGCCACGGUCGCCAGGAUUCGUUCUCGGGUCUGCCCUCCGAGUGGGAUGUGCCCGGCCGGAAGAAGCGGCACUCGAUGUUGUUUGGCGAGGCCGGUCGGUCUGCAUCUUCGUCUUCGAUCACUGGAGGUGAUGGAACAACUACACCACCUUCAGGAUCCUUGAGCCGGUCUAACUCGAUGAACAAUGGAUCUGGCUCUGGUGGACUCUUCUCGCCCGGUGAGAAGCUGAUCUCGAGCGCGAUGGGCGGUGACGGUGAGGCGGCACCGUCUCCAAGGACGUCGAGGAUCAUGUCAUCCCCUGAGAUCCAGUUGGGCGGUAUGGCUGCGACCUUUGCGGCCAUGGGAUAUCAACAGGAGGGGACUGGGGAUGUUGAAGGACGAUUCGUUGGACAGGAGUCUUUCUCUUCUUCUUCGACAACGGCAUACAAUCGUCAUUACUUUACGGGCACGCCUCAACAACAACCAACCGUUGCUGCUGGAGCUGCCACUGCGUCUUCGUCGGCUGGUCUGGCGUAA